AUGCCUGAAGAUUCAACCAAGCUGAGCAUAUCCGCCUAUGGAGCUGCUCGCUCCACGGUCAAGGGACAGCCCCUUGAACCCGGGGACAUCCGCAAGAUGGACGCAUAUUUCCGUGCCAGCAUGUAUCUCUGUCUUGGGAUGCUGUACCUCCGUGACAACGUCCUCCUGAAGGAGCCUCUGAGGGUGGAACACCUCAAGGCACGCUUACUCGGUCACUGGGGAUCGGAUGCCGGCCAGUCCUUUACCUGGAUUCAUAUGAAUCGCCUGAUCAGAAAAUACAGCCUGGAUGUCCUCUUCAUCUCCGGUCCCGGUCACGGCGCCCCCGGCAUUCUCUCUCAGUCGUACCUGGAGGGUGUCUACUCUGAGGUGUACCCGGACAAGUCCGAGGAUGAAAGAGGCAUGCAAAGGUUCUUCAAGCAAUUUUCAUUCCCGGGUGGCAUCGGCAGCCACGCGACUCCUGAAACCCCAGGCAGUCUCCACGAGGGUGGUGAGCUGGGAUAUUCCAUCUCCCAUGCCUUUGGAACUGUAUUCGACCAUCCCAACCUCAUCACACUCACCAUGGUGGGUGACGGGGAAGCCGAGACGGGACCUCUUGCCACGAGCUGGCACAGCACCAAGUAUCUCAACCCAUGUACCGACGGGGCUGUCCUUCCUGUGCUGCAUCUCAACGGAUACAAGAUCAACAACCCGACCCUUCUCGCGCGUAUCAGCCACGAGGAGCUUUCAUCCCUGAUGUAUGGCUACGGAUGGACACCCUAUUUCGUCGAAGGCAGUGAUCGGGACAGCAUGAACCAGGCCAUGGCAGCGACGCUCGAGCACUGUGUCCUGGAAAUUCGGAGAAUUCAAAAGCAAGCCCGCGACUCCGGCAAACCGUUUCGACCACGCUGGCCAAUGAUCAUCCUCCGCAGCCCCAAGGGCUGGACCGCGCCGCGAGAAGUGGACGGAAAGUUGCUCGAGGGCUUCUGGCGCGCCCACCAGAUCCCAAUCACCGACGUGCUCACCAACCCGACGCACCUGAAGCUCCUCGAGACUUGGAUGAAAAGCUACAAGCCGGAAGAAGUGUUUGGAAAGGACGGCAGGCUGAUCCCCGAGCUGAAGGAACUUGCACCAAAGGGCAACUUCCGCAUGAGUGCCAAUCCUGUCGGCAACGGGGGCCUCCUCCGUAGACCGCUGGACCUACCGGACUUCCGAAACUAUGCGCUCACGAACAUUGACCCAGGCGUCUCUAUCCGGGGCAGCAUGGUCAACAUGUCCAAGUUUCUGCGCGACGUAAUCGCCAACAACCAGACCAACUUCCGUGUCUUUGGCCCGGAUGAAACCGAAUCCAACAAGCUUUCUGAGAUUUACAAAGCAGGCAAGAAGGUAUGGCUCGCCGAUUACUUCGAAGAGGACAGCGAUGGGGGGAACCUCGCCAUGCAGGGCCGCGUCAUGGAAAUUCUCAGCGAACAUACCUGCGAAGGCUGGCUAGAAGGAUACGUCCUGUCCGGCCGCCACGGUCUGCUCAACAGCUACGAGCCCUUCAUCCAUAUUAUCGACUCGAUGGUGAACCAGCACUGCAAAUGGAUCGAAAAGUGUCUGGAAGUCGAGUGGCGGGCCAAAGUCGCCUCCCUCAACAUCCUUCUCACCGCCACAGUCUGGCGACAGGAUCAUAACGGCUUCACUCACCAGGACCCGGGGUUCCUGGAUGUGGUUGCAAAUAAAAGUCCCGAGGUUGUCCGCAUCUAUCUCCCGCCAGACGGCAACACGCUUCUCUCCGUCAUGGAUCACUGCUUCCGGAGCGCGAACUACGUCAACGUCAUCGUCGCCGACAAGCAGGACCACGUCCAGUUCAUGGAUAUGGAUGAUGCCAUAGCGCAUUGCUCCAAGGGUCUGGGGAUCUGGGAUUGGGCGAGCAAUGACCAGGGUUACGAACCGGACGUUGUCAUGGCGGCCUGCGGCGAUGUUCCCACCCACGAAGCCCUUGCCGCGACCGCUUUGUUGCGCGAACACCUUCCGCAGUUGAAAGUCCGAUUUGUAAACGUGGUGGACUUGUUCAAACUCAUUUCCGAGAUCCACCACCCCCACGGCAUGUCCGAUCGACAGUGGUCAUCCAUCUUCACGGACAGUAAACCGAUUAUAUUCAAUUUCCACUCCUAUCCCUGGCUUAUCCAUCGCCUGACUUACAAGCGACCGGGCCAGGAGAAUCUUCAUGUCCGGGGCUACAAGGAGAAAGGAAAUAUCGACACGCCGUUUGAACUCGCUGUUCGCAACCAGACAGACCGGUAUAGUCUUGCUAUUGAUGCGAUUGACCAUGCCAAAUCACUAGGGAACACGGCGUCGGGGGUGCGAGAGAAGUUCCUCAACAUGCAGCUCCUGGCCAAGCAGAAGGCGUAUGAUGAUGGGAUUGAUCCGGAUUAUAUUCGGAACUGGACCUGGGGAUAUCCGAGGAAGGGAUAA
Messenger RNA from Aspergillus heteromorphus CBS 117.55, 2436 nucleotides. Its product is annotated as phosphoketolase family protein. Lineage: Eukaryota; Fungi; Ascomycota; Eurotiomycetes; Eurotiales; Aspergillaceae. Gene Ontology annotation, biological process: carbohydrate metabolic process. The record is from RefSeq and is a predicted model, not a curated record. Gene Ontology annotation, molecular function: aldehyde-lyase activity. The transcript has a single exon. The coding region runs from base 1 to 2436 and encodes 811 amino acids.